CUUGCCGCGAGCCAGGCGGCUGAGAGCUACUUCGAAGAGCCUGUUGUGUUGUGCUUCGAGCAUCAUCUGCGCUACUGGUCAUAAACGUCACUGCUAAAGUGCUCCCCUGUGCACACGAUGAACUGCUACGUGGUCGACACGCGGCAUUACCGGCUGUCGCUUUGACUGACUGCGUCGUCCGCCGGCUACUCGAUGACAAUGGCCUCGUGAAGUGCGAAGCUGCUGUGACUCGAAGCCGUUCUUCGCCGCCGUCGUCGCAUCGGCCUUAGGUCAGCAGGUGGAUGACGGCCGCAGACAUGGCGUGGUCUUCGUCCCUGAAGAACACCAUCAACCUGGGCAACAGCAUCAUAGGGGUCAGCAUACUCGCCAUGCCUUACUGCUUCGAGAGGUGUGGCAUAGUGUUGAGUUCCUUGCUGCUGUUGGCAAGUGGCCUGCUGACACGCAUGACCUGCCACCUGCUCCUCAAGUCGGCCAUCACUGCUAGGCGUCGUAGCUACGAGUUCCUAGCUUUCCACACAUUCGGCCCAACUGGCAAGCUGGUGGUUGAGAUUGGCAUCUUGGGCUUCCUGCUGGGCAGCUGCGUGGCCUUCUUUGUAGUGAUGGGCGACCUGGCCCCUCCUCUGGCCUCGGAUUUCUUCCUGCUCGAGGCAUCCCCGCGACUGCGGCUCACCGUGCUCCUGUUGCUGGGCACCUGCGUGGGUCUGCCCCUGGGCCUGCUGCGCAACCUGGACAGCCUGACCUCCCUUUCGGCACUCUCCCUGGGCUUCUACUGCCUGCUCGUGCUCAAGGUGUUUGUGGAGAGCUUCCCGGUGCUGUGGUCGGGUGCCUGGUGGGACCGGGUGGUGUUGUGGCGUCACGAGAACCUGCUGUCCGUGCUGCCCAUCUUCGCCAUGGCCCUCUCCUGUCAGCCGCAGCUUUUUGAAAUCUUCGACACAGUCAACGAGCCAUCCUUGAAGCGCAUGAACUCAGUGGUCAACGGUGCGGUCCAAAUGUGCUCCAUGGUCUACAUCAUGAUGGGCUUCUUUGGGUACGUGGCGUUCUGCGGCGGUGGGGGUCCCCUGCCGGGCAACGUGCUCGUUCGCCUGGGCUCCACGCUGGCGUCCGAGUUCAUCAAGCUAGGCUUUGUGGCCACCCUGGUGGUGUCCUUCCCGCUCUGCCUGUUCCCUUGCCGCACCAGCCUCCACUCCCUGCUCUUCAAAAGGGCCAACAGCUCUCGUACGUGUCUGAGCCCCUGUGCCCCAGAGCACGAAAAUCUCUUGGCCACGGUCGCUCUGGGGGAGCAGGGCAGUAAGUUCCACGAUCCUUCGUACGACUACAUCCCCGACGGGCAGUUCCGGAUGCUGACAGUACUGUUGGUGGGAGCCACUCUGGUCACAGCAUGCCUGGUGCCCAACAUCGAGGUCGUGCUGGGCCUCACGGGAUCCACCAUCGGCACGCUCAUCUGUGUCAUCAUGCCCGCACUUGUUUUUAUGCGCGUACAACCAAAGAGCACCAACGAACGCCUGGUUGCCAAGUUCCUGUCCUGGGCGGGCCUGUGCAUCAUGAUUGGCUGCACGAUGACCACGCUGAGCCAGAUGCGGCCCCCCGACCGGGGCUCACCCCCCAGCCGCUUCAACCCAGUGGCCGUGGUGGUCUCGAAACCAGCUCCUCUCCUUCCGAAAGAUGUCAAGUUGGCCAAUGCUUCGCCUGGACCUGAUCUGGUAAAGCCGCUGUCGCCAAAGGCCGAUGUUGUGCCACCUGCAGCCGCUCUGUCACCCAAGGCCGUGCAGCCAGCAACAGUAGCGGAGAAGCGACUGGAGCCGCCAGAGCCUGUUGAACCUUCUGUUCACAAGGAGGUUGUGGUUCCGCCGUUGGCCAAGCCAGUUCCGGUGGUCGAACGACCGGCCAAGGAGGAGGCCGCCUUGGACCCAGAGGCUUUGAAGAAGGAGGACCGCGAAAUUGCGGCGGCUACGUCGGGCAAGGUUGCAGCGCCCCCUGCUGCUGCUUCCGGUGGGGGACACCAGCCCCCGGGGACCGCGCCCCCCGUUGUGGCGGGCCCAGAGGUGAAGAAGCAGGAGGCCCUCCUCGAGAAGAUUGCCCAGGAGCAGAAGGUGCAGAAAAAGAUGCUGGAAGACCUGCAGCGUGAGCUCAAGCAGGAACUGGCCAAACACAAGCAAGACACGCCCCCACAGCCACAGAAAACCAACGGAACUGUGGAUACUGCAAGAUUGGCUGCCGCACCUGCAAAUGUGGUUGCACCGUCACCAGUCCAUGACAGGCUGCCCAUGGUGGCACCGGCGGCACCUCUCACCGGUGCCAGACAAGAAGCACCGAAUGCACCGCAUCCAGUGGUUGGAGACAGCGCACCGCCUCUCCUGCACCAAGGGAGCCAACUGCUGCCAAAGGCUCCCGCCCAGAACAUUCCGCAGCCAGUCUUGAACCAAGCUCCUCCGCUUCCCGUGCAGGACGUGCAACGGACUCGGCAGGACUCGCAACAACGUCAAGCACAACGCGUAGGACAGAUCGUCAAGGUCCCCUUGUCGGUAGGCGUCCAGCCGGCUGCACAGAGCAUUCAACAUGUCGCUGCGAACCAACAGCUCCCGAAUCCCAUUCUCCCUCCAGGGCAAGGCAGUAAGAAAGACGAGGCAGGACGAAGUGACUUGCCAGAUGUGAAGGUCAUCCGCCAACAACCCCCGGUGCUAGCCCCAAAAGUCGACGUCCCAUCUCCCCUGCCACAGGUUCCAAAACAGGGCCUAAUAAUGCACCAGCCUCAAAUCAGCAUUCAGAAUGUGGUGGUGCAAAAGCAGCCCAUCGUUCCUGCCGCAAAUGCCGUCCCGAAAGCGGGAGAGAACCUUGUGAAACCACUGGACAUCAUCAUGCAUCAUCAAGAUGCCCAGCAGCCGUUGCAGCAGAAGGUUCCCAUUGUCCCUGAAAGCAAACCCAGUUUAGUGCAGCAGCAACCUAAGCCUGUUCUAAAGCAGGCUCCAGAAGAGCUUCCAGCAGUCGCUAGCAGUUUCGCCAAACAGCCUCUACAAGUCAAUGUUGAAGCCCCCGUGAAGUUACCUGGCAAGCCUUUGGAAUUGAAAGAUAAAGCAAUCCCGGCACUCCAGGAUCUCGACAACCGGCCACUUGUUCGCAAGAUGUCCAAAGAUGUCAAACGAGAGGCACCCGUAGAUGUUGAUGCUCCUAUUAUUGGUGAUGCAGCCAAUGCAGUUGCAUCCAAAAAGGGCCCAGUUACUGUUAUGCCCACUGCUUUACCGCUGGCAGCCAGCGACAAAGACGUUCCUGCUGUCAAUGUGAAAGUGGCAGCCAUCAGUGAUAUUCCAGUAAAACUGGACUCCCAGGACAGCAUUUCUCCGAGUCUUCCAAGUCACGUGCAGGCGGAUGUGGUGCUAGCUAAGCACGAGAUUAGGAAGUGAAUGCAAAGAUCUGUGUGCACGUAUGUGCAGAAACGAAACUGGGCAUUUACAUUCUGCUUGUGAAUGUGACAUAUGUCAGUGCUGUGCACUGCGAACUGUUGUGUUCUUGCCAGAGUAUAAUAUAUUUUCGUUUUAUAUUGUAAUAAAUGCACUAUUUUUUAGUCACCAUGUGACCGAUGAUUCCACAGCAAA
Molecule: messenger RNA, 3590 nt
Organism: Dermacentor silvarum
Lineage: Eukaryota; Metazoa; Arthropoda; Arachnida; Ixodida; Ixodidae
Product: putative sodium-coupled neutral amino acid transporter 10
Exons: 15
Coding region: 282-3398 (1038 amino acids)
Biological process (GO): amino acid transmembrane transport
Molecular function (GO): amino acid transmembrane transporter activity
Source: RefSeq, a predicted model, not a curated record